ACUUCUCCCCCCCCCCCAUCUUCGGUAUUCUGACCCUCUGAGGCGCACUUUUCCCUGAUGAUCCAUAACACUGAGCGGACGGAGACAUGUGGAAUAACCUGGGAAAAGCGCAUCGGUUCUUAAUACUUUGUCUUCUGCUGAGUGUGUGCGCCAAGGUGUGUCAGUCCAUGGGUUACUUCGAACUGCAACUCAUCUCGGUGGAAAACCCCAGAGGUCAGCUACAAAGCGGUGACUGCUGUGACUCGGAGGGUGACGGGACAGACGGUACCUGUGGCCCAGAUGAGUGUGACACCUACUUCAGGGUGUGCCUGAAGGAAUACCAGCAGGAGGUGAAGACAGGCGGACCAUGCACCUAUGGGUUAGAAAUCACCAAGGUUAUCGGUGGGAAUACUUUCCAGUUCAGGGGAGGCCAGAAAGGCGGGCACGACACAGGGAAGAUCGUCAUUCCGUUUCAGUUCUCUUGGCCGCAAGAUUACACUCUGAUAGUGGAAGCUUGGGAUAAAGACAAUGGCACCCACAGCACUGACGAUGAACUGCUGAUUGAGCGAAGCAUCUACAAAGGAAAGAUUAAUCCUGGCGAAGACAAACAAACAGUGGAAUAUAAAAGCUACAUUGCCACCAUUAAAUACACCGUGCGUGUGCGCUGUGAUGAACACUACUAUGGCAUCAGAUGCAAAAUCGUUUGUCGUCCCCGCGAUGACUAUUUUGGACAUUAUGUGUGUGACCAGUUUGGGAAGAGACAUUGUAUUGACGGCUGGAAGGGAGAGGACUGCAAAACAGCCAUCUGCAAACAGGGAUGUAGCCCCUUACAUGGGACCUGCAGCAUCCCGGGGGAAUGCAAGUGUAACUAUGGGUGGGAUGGCCCGCUUUGUGACAGGUGCCUGCCAUACCCUGGAUGUGUUCAUGGUACCUGUACUGAGCCCUGGCUGUGUACCUGUGAGAAGAACUGGGGUGGACUGCUUUGUGAUAAAGAUCUGAACUAUUGUGGAACCAAUCAGCCCUGUAAGAAUGGAGGAACAUGCAUGAACACAGAGCCAGAUGAAUACAACUGUGCUUGUCCUGAUGGCUACUCUGGCAAAAACUGUGAGAUUGCGGAGCACGCUUGCCUUUCUAACCCCUGUGCCAACGGAGGGACGUGUCAUGAAGUCCCUUCAGGGUUUGAGUGUCACUGUCCUGCUGGCUGGUCUGGACCGACCUGUGCCGAAGACACAGAUGAAUGUGCCUCCUCCCCCUGUGCUCAUGGAGGGACCUGCAUCGACAUGGAAAACAGCUUUGAAUGCCUCUGCCCUUCACAGUGGACAGGAAAGACCUGCCAGAUUGACGUUAAUGAGUGUGCGGGGAAGCCUUGCCUCAAUGCUUAUUCUUGCAAAAAUUUGAUUGGUGGAUAUCACUGUGCCUGCUUUCGUGGAUGGGUGGGCCACAACUGUCACAUCAAUAUGAACAGCUGCCAUGGACAGUGUCUGAAUGGAGGUACCUGUAAGAAUACGGCCAGAGGCUACCAGUGUGUUUGCCAGGCAGGCUUUGUGGGUCGCCACUGUGAGGUUGAGAGGAAUCGUUGUUCUAGCAGUCCGUGCAGAAACGGCGGCCGCUGUCAUGCCCUAGUGGAGGGUUUUGUGUGUGACUGCCCACAAGGCUUCACUGGGACAACCUGUGAGGUGCAGAAUGAUCGUUGUAAUCCAAACCCUUGCCGAAACAAGGCCCAGUGCCACAGCCUAAAAGGUGACUUCUACUGCAGUUGUUCUGAUGACUAUGAAGGCAAAACCUGUUCUGAGCUAAAGGACCACUGCAAGACUAACCAGUGUGAAGUUAUUGACAGCUGCACUGUUGCCGUUGCAACCAAUGACACUCAGCAGCAAGUGUGGCACAUUUCAUCAAAUGUUUGUGGACCACACGGUCGCUGCAUCAGCCUGCCUGCCGGGAACUUCAGCUGCUCCUGCGAUUCGGGAUUCACUGGCACCUACUGCCACGAGAACAUCAAUGACUGUGCUUCAUACCCAUGUAAAAACGGAGGCACCUGCAUUGAUGGGAUCAGCUCCUUCGAGUGUGUCUGUCCCGCCGGUUGGGAGGGCGGCCUGUGUGAUGUUGAUGUGAAUGAGUGCAGCAGCAACCCUUGUCAAAAUGGAGGCCAGUGUGUGGAUCUAUUUAAUGAUUUCUACUGCAACUGUGUAGAUAACUGGAAAGGAAAUAACUGUCAUUCACGUGAGAGCCAGUGUGACUCCAAUACGUGCAGAAACGGAGGAACUUGUUAUGACCGCGGAGACUCUUUCCUGUGCAGCUGCCCAUCAGGGUGGGCAGGAACCACCUGCAACACAGCUAAGAACAGCACUUGUGAUUUGGAUCCUUGUGAGAACGGAGCAACAUGCGUUGGAGGAGAACCUUUCACUUGCAUCUGCAAGGAUGGCUGGGAGGGGCCCAGUUGUGCACAAAAUAUCGAUGACUGCAACCCACACCCAUGCUACAAUGGUGGCAUCUGUGUUGACGGUGUGAACUGGUUCCGCUGUGAGUGUGCAUCAGGAUUUGCUGGACCAGACUGUCGCAUCAAUAUAAAUGAGUGUCAGUCCUCUCCCUGUGCUGAAGGUUCUACAUGCAUAGAUGGGAUCAACACCUACCAUUGUCUCUGUCCUCCUGGACAAGCUGGACCUCGGUGUCAGCAGAUGGUUGGAUUUGGAAAGUCAUGCCGUCAUGCUGACCUGCAGUAUCCUCAUGGUAGUCGCUGGGAAGAGGAGUGUAACACCUGUCAGUGUGUCAAUGGCGAUGUUCACUGUUCCAAGGUGAGGUGUGGUCGACGCCCCUGCAUCCUCCCGAAAGCUCUGUCGCCUUCAGACACCAGCCAUCAGUCCUGCCCUGGAGGCCUCGAGUGUGUCAAGCACCCGUUCCUCACAUGCCUCACUCCACCAUGUCAUCAGUGGGGCAUGUGCUCAACACCAGACCCCCCCACUCCAGUGCAUACCCAGUGUGAGCCCCAUAGUGGCUAUCUGGACAACAGUUGUGCUCACAUCACUCUUAUCUUCAACAAGGACAAAGUGCCGCAGGGCACUACUGUAGAGAACAUCUGCUCGGAGCUGAGGUAUCUUCCUGUGACUCAGACACUGGCUGUGGACCGAGCACUGAUCAUCCUCUGUGACCUGUCCUACUCAACAAGAGAUGCUGUGGAGGUUGCCAUGUCUUUUGAAAAGGAUGGACAAGCGAAGGAGAGUGACUGUGGAUAUAUCCAGAAGGCAGCCAGUGCCAUUACUGGCGCACUGUCAAAAUACCACAACACUACCACCCUUCACGCUGUAGUGGAGGCCAGUGUGGAGAUACAGGUUGAAUGCCCUGCUGAAGGUUAUUUAGUCCCUCUGCUGGGGGUUGUCUUCAGCAUCCUCUGGAUAUUCUGCCUUGUUGUUUGCAUUUGGUGGACUCGCAAAAGAAAGAAAGAGCGAGAGAGAGCCGCCCUGUCUGAAGACGGCACCACUAACAACCAGCUGGAGCCACUGCGGAGCAAUACCCCAAAGGACAACCGCGACAAAGACAUUCAAUAUGAAUGCAAGAAACUUAUGGGCCCCUCUGACAGAACAUGUGAUGGGCCUGAUGGUGAGGAGGAGCGGCAACUGGAGGGGGUGCUGGAGGAAGACAAGGAGAGGGCCCUGGACUUGGGGGAUAAGUGUCUGCCCCAUAAGGGGUCCAUAGCAGGAGCUCAGGACAGGAGCAUGAACAUAAAGGGGAGGGUGAUCUGCACGACGCGCAGCCGUAUGGUGAAAGCACCGCAUCGGACGGCAUACAGCCCCAAAGACAACCGGUGUAAAAACCUAAAUGCCGCCAAGCUUAGCGAAGACAUUAAAGACCACUGUGUGUGAACCAAUAAGAGGAGGGACCUUCAGACUUUAAAAUUCUCUCACAACAAGUGAAGACUAAGGAUGCUUUAAUUUUCCGUUUGUGUUUAUCAGGCCUUAUUUAAGUUUUUUAUUUGCAGCAUGGAUGCUUAUUAAUAUCAUGAAACACACAAAACAAAAAUGGCAUGAAAAAAAACCAAAAGCGCUUCUGGAGUCCUCACAAACCUUUCUCCUUUUUGCUUCAAAACACCACAGGACAGCUGAAGCUUUUUGUUUUUCACAUUUAGGUAAAAGUCCACAGUUGCUGGCUGUUUGCCUUCAGCUCAAAUCCUGACUUCUCAUUAAAGAUGUACAGAAACAUUUACAUUGUGUAUUGGUUGGCAUAGAAACCUGGAUGAUUGUGACACCCAGCAUGACUAUUUUUUUGGUUUACAGUUCUACAUAUGUCUUCUUUUUCCUUCCCGUUUUAUGUUUUAAGUCUUUUGCCCGUUCAAAAUAAGAGUUGUUGCCUUCAGUUUUUCUAAACAGUAGUCUUUCACAAUUUUUUUCUUUUUUAACUAAAGUGCCUCGAAUGAACCUUUCCCUUCUUUCUCACUCUUUCAGAUUCUUAAUACAUAUAAAGGGAUGCGAGUUUUAGUAACAAACGUCUGCCUGCAGCAAAUGCUUGUUUCAUUGUGAUGUACAGAACACAUGUAAAUAGGACAGAAAUGGCUAUGUAUAUUUGAUUUUAGUAAGUUAAGUGAUUUUGUUUUUGUUUUACAGUAAUUCUAAGGAAUAAGGUUGCCUGUGGGCUUUGAUUUAGUUUUUUAUGUCAUUCCGUUUAUUACUGGCUGGUUUUAUUUUAAUGAUAUUAAGACUUUGAGCGACGGAAAUGAUAUUUUGUAUAAGUGAUUAUGUUUUCAGCCCUUCCUGAAUCUUUGUUCGAAAAUGUACUGCUUUUUUUUAAAUCUUUUUCAAAAAUCACUGAAGACGUAAUUUUUCACUGUUCUAUCACUGGUCCCAGUAUUGCUUUAUUUUACCUAGCCAAGCCCAACAUAAAAAAAAAAACAGAUAUAAAUGUUGUUUAGUACAAAGCUUGGACUUACACAUCCUAUGACUUUAUUGUAUUGGUUUUGUACCAUCAUGUAACAUGAUAACAUGGUACAUUAUUUAAGUCCUGUUAAAUUUUAUCCAAAAGGGAUUGCCCAGUUAACCACUGAUGACAUCCCUUUACGUCCAUGUUGCCCUCUUUCCUUUAUCUGAAUCCAGAUCCUGAUCAAAUCAAUAGGAGUUGUGUCUGAAAGCUUUUUUUUUAUUAUUUAUUCAUGUAUCUUGUGCUCCCUACACUAUAAAAACACUCUCAGAAGUGGAUUUUUGACACUUACUUAUCAACGGUAUUCGCUCAGCCAAUAUAAUGACGACUGACUAUGCACAGUUAAGCCAUUGUAGAUAGUGGCUCCCCUUUACAUGGUUUUAUGCAGGCCUUGCAGUAUGUUACAAUAGGUGCAACAUGACAUGCAUAAUCGAAAACGCUUUAAAGCUGCAGUAGGGAGUUCUGAGAAAACAGUGGACUUAGCCCAAAAGUUUGAACAAGCACACCUUACAGGUCCCUCCCCCUUGUAACAGUUUUAACAAAAAAUUUUAAAAUAGAUUUUUACAAAUGUUACCUACUGCAGCUUUAACCCUCAUUGUGAAGUGUGGUGGAGGCAGCAUCAUGAUGUGGGGAUACUUUGUUUUAAGUGGGGAGAGGAAAGCUGGACAGAAUUGAUGAGAAGAUAGAUCAAGAUGUUAACUCGUGCAGGGUGUUCUGCUGCAUGUUGUCCUUUUAGUUUACUGGACUAAAAGUGGCACAAAGAAUAUGUUACGUGAACCAGCUUAGAGUCGGGUCUUACAUGCAACUGGUUUCUAUUUUCAAUACACACUUUAUGGGUCACAGGGUCCAGAUAGGUGACUCUCAGCACCACUGGGAGUCACUUAUUAGCCUCCUCCUGUUCCACUUCCAGGUCUACAGUUUUACACUCAGUUGUCAGUGGAGAUGUUUCAGGGUGCCUGAACCCUCCCUGCCCUUUAGCAACUUCCUCAUCACAGAAUAACAAAGGCUUCAUGAUAUGAAUGGGAACGUUCAUACUGUAGACAGUAGUGUCUGCGCAUUUUGUUUCCCUGUGUUCUGCUUUCCUGGUUUAAUGAAGGGAACAAGUUGUAUAGUUGUUAAUGUUCACUGUUGUGAACGUUUACAGCAAUGAUGGGGAAAAUUUCAAAAGUUGUCACUAUUUGUGUAUGAAAAUUGAGUUUUUUAAAACAUUUUUUUGUUAAUGUUGAUCAUAAAAGAUAACCUAAAUUUAAUUUCUAAUUGUAAAUUUUACAUUAUGUUUGCCCUAGAAGAGGAACUGAAUGUGCAAAACUUUGUAAUAAUUCUGUAAAAAGAAAAAUUGAAAAGAAAAGUCUUCGUUUGUUAGCUCAGAAAAAUCCUAUUAUUUAUUAAAGUAUUUUAUACCAAACAUGA
Girardinichthys multiradiatus is the source of this 6294-nucleotide messenger RNA. Its product is annotated as protein jagged-2-like. The record is from RefSeq and is a predicted model, not a curated record. The transcript is spliced from 26 exons. Gene Ontology annotation, cellular component: plasma membrane; protein-containing complex. Gene Ontology annotation, biological process: establishment or maintenance of epithelial cell apical/basal polarity; cell communication; multicellular organism development. NCBI's taxonomy places the organism in Eukaryota, Metazoa, Chordata, Actinopteri, Cyprinodontiformes, Goodeidae. The coding region runs from base 87 to 3836 and encodes 1249 amino acids. Gene Ontology annotation, molecular function: calcium ion binding; Notch binding.